GCGUCGUGAAACUCCAUCCCCACACGACUGGGUUUGGGCCUCUGCGCGGUUGAAGCUGCAGGAGAAGCUUCAACCUUAAGGGGGCCUCAGGGAAGCGAGGAGUGGCGCCGCGGCGGAGCGCUCCUUCUCCGCGGCUGUGGGGCCCGGGCCGCGGCCUGGGCGGCGGCCCCCGCUCAGCGUCUCCUUGUCGCUGCAGCGCGCGGGGCGGAUCCGCCAUAUUGGAGCCGGAGCCGCAAGUUCCCUGCAGCGGCGGUGGCGGCGGCGGCGCGAGGCGGGCCUGGCAGCGCGGCCCGCGCGGCGGGGGAGCGCAUGAGCCGCCGCGGCUAAGCCUCUUCCCCGCCCACCGCCUGCGCUCGGCCGGGGGGACCCGGCCGGGAGGGGCCGCGGCGGCCGCAGGAUGUUCUCUAAGAAGCCGCACGGGGACGUGAAGAAGUCCACCCAGAAGGUGCUGGACACCAAGAAGGACGCGCUGACCCGCCUCAAGCACCUGCGCAUCGUCAUCGAGAAUGCAGAAUCUAUUGACCUUAAACAGUUUUUUGACCAACAUUUUUCACAUAUAUACUAUGUGUUUUUUGAAAAUUUUGUGACUAUUGAAGCUAGUCUUAAACAAAAAGGUCACAAGUCUCAAAGAGAGGAAUUGGAUGCUAUACUUUUUAUUUUUGAGAAAAUUUUACAACUUCUUCCAGAAAGAAUUCAUCAGCGAUGGCAAUUUCAUAGUAUUGGUUUGAUUUUAAAGAAACUACUCCACACAGGAAACUCCUUAAAGAUCAGACGGGAAGGUGUUCGUCUCUUCUUGCUAUGGUUGCAAGCUCUUCAGGAUAACUGUAGCAAAGAACAACUCUGGAUGUUUUCAUGCUUGAUCCCUGGGUUUUCAGCACCACAAUCUGAAUAUGGACCUCGAACUUUAGAUAAUCUUAUUAAUCCUCCACUCAACCUUCAAGAAACUCAAGUAACUAUAGAGGAAGUUACCCCUCUUGUUCCCCCGCAGUCAGGAGAUAAAGGACAAGAAGACCUCACAAGCUAUUUUCUUGAAGCACUUUUAAAAUAUAUAGUAAUUCAGGUAAAAAGUUUAGAAUGGAAGAACAAAGAAAACCAAGAAAGGGGAUUUUCAUUUUUGUUUUCACAUUUUAAGAAGUUUUACUUGCCUUAUAUUUUCCCAAACAUCUGCAAGGAGAAUAGUUUAUAUCAUCCUGUACUUGAUAUCCCACAGAUCAGACCAAAGCCUCAUUACGUGAUGAUAAAGAAGGAUGCUGAAACCAAUGAAGCAAUAUAUUGUACAAAAGAGCCUUUCAUCCAAGCUCGGGUUAUUGUCAUUCGUUGGCUGGUUUCUUUCUGGCUUGAGCCAAAACCACAUUCAGGACCUAAUAUUCCUGGGAUGGAAGGUGAAGUUUUGCCAAAGAAUAUUCAGAGAGCAGCUGCUAGUUUGGUAUCCAGAGAAGACAACAAAAAUGAUAAUGUUGAUAAAGCAGACAAAAGUGCCGAGCCAGAGCAGUCCCAUUCCAAUACCAGCACUCUCACGGAGCGAGAGCCUAGCUCCUCCAGUCUCUGCAGCAUUGACGAAGAGCAUCUCUCGGACAUCGAGAUUGUUCGCAGAGUGUUUUCAUCCAAAAGAAGCAAUGUAAACUUUGUCACAGAGAUAUUUCGCCAGGCAUUUUUAUUGCCAAUUUGUGAAGCAGCAGCUAUGAGAAAAGUGGUGAAAGUGUAUCAAGAAUGGAUCCAACAAGAGGAGAAGCCUUUGUUUAUGCAGGAGCCUGACGAACGUGUGCUCCCUUCUUCAGAUAUACCUUGUCUCGAAAACAUUACAGACCAGAAUAUUUCAAUAGAAGAUGGAGAAAAAAGAGAAGAGGAAAAUGGGACCAAUAUUUCUGAGCAUGUUCGAAAUUCUAGUUGGACCAAAAAUGGUUCUUAUCAAGUUGCUUUUCAUGCCUCUGAAGAAGCCACAGAACAAAAUAUUCAAGCUGGUACACAGGCAGUUUUGCAGGUGUUCAUUAUAAAUUCAUCAAAUAUAUUUCUUCUUGAACCUGCGAAUGAAAUAAAAAAUCUUUUGGAUGAGCACACAGAUAUGUGUAAACGUAUUCUUAACAUUUAUCGAUACAUGGUUGUGCAAGUAUCAAUGGACAAGAAGACCUGGGAACAGAUGCUGCUCGUGUUGCUCAGAGUCACGGAGUCUGUGCUGAAGAUGUCAUCACAAGCUUUUCUACAGUUCCAGGGGAAAAAAACCAUGACCCUGGCAGGUCGACUUGCAGGACCACUUUUCCAGACUCUCAUUGUUGCCUGGAUCAAAGCAAAUCUAAAUGUAUACAUCUCUCGAGAACUCUGGGAUGACUUGCUGUCAGUGCUGUCGUCGUUGACCUAUUGGGAGGAAUUGGCCACUGAGUGGUCUCUGACCAUGGAGACACUAACUAAAGUGUUAGCCAGGAAUUUAUAUAGUUUGGAUCUCAGUGAUUUGCCAUUGGAUAAGCUGAGUGAACAGAAACAAAAAAAGCACAAAGGGAAAGGGGUUGGACAUGAGUUUCAGAAGGUUUCAGUUGACAAGUCAUUUUCUAGAGGAUGGAGUCGUGAUCAGCCUGGCCAAGCACCCAUGAGACAAAGAAGUGCAACAACCACUGGCUCCCCAGGAACUGAAAAGGCAAGGAGUAUAGUACGGCAAAAAACUGUUGCCAUGAGAAGCCGAUCCAUUGGUGAAUGUGCUCUGCCAUCGGCCUAUAUUCGCAGUGCUAAAAGUGCUCCUGUUCUGAUCCAUACUUCCAAACCCUUCUUGCCUGAUAUUGUUCUCACUCCCCUUUCUGAUGAGCUUUCAGAUAUUGAUGAUGCUCAAAUCCUUCCCCGUUCCACCAGAGUACGACAUUUUUCACAGAGUGAAGACACUGGAAAUGAAGUUUUCGGAGCUUUGCAUGAGGACCAGCCAUUGCCUCGAAGCAGCAGCACUUCUGACAUCGUGGAGCCAUUCAGUGUUGAGCGAGCCAAAGGUGCAGUUCCUGUCGUUGACAGUUCAUCCCGUCAUGCUCCAGGCUUGCAGAGCUCCACAGAGGCUUCUUCAAUAACUAGAGCCACUGAAGGCCACAUCACUGAUACUCAUAGCAGAGAGUCUUCUCUGGAAGUUGGUGAUAGCAUAUAUGACCAUCUUUGUCAUUUAAUAGGUCCAGUAGAACUUGCAGAUGCAGCUUUCGAACAAAUCCAGUACAUUGACCUUGAAGGAGAUGAGGAUCUUCUUUCUUCCCUGAAAGAAUACUUUAAGGAAAACCAGGAAAAUCAUAGUAAAAAUGAGCUAGGUAACGAUACAGCUUCUCAGAAGGUGAUUAUUGCAGUAACUAGAGAUGAAAUACCAUCUUUAGAUAAAUUAGAGUGCAUAGGCCAGGAAAUAAAACCAGAAAAUCUAAAAUCUUGUGUUGGGACUCCUGAAAAUACAGCGUUUCAAAAAGAACCAAGCUCAGCUGUCUCCACGAGUACUCUUGCACCUAACCAGUCAGUUAGUUUUGCGAGAACACAAACUGCUGAAAAAUCUAAACAACUAAAUCUUGAUGAACAGUCCUUGGAUCCUAGUUCAGGUAGCCCUUGUGAUAAAGAAAAAAAGAAACCUCUGUAUAGACAAACAGCCACAGAAGUAGAUGCCUCUGUAGAUAUAACACUAGGUGAAAAGCUUAAGAGUAUACAAGUUAAUGAAAAAGUCACCCCAUAUAUUAUGCAUGCCAAGAAAACUGCACUAAAAGCACCAGUAAACCGCAGAAUGCCUCAUGUUUCCAACACCGGCAAGCUUUCUCCAACCAAGAGGAGCUUGUCUGAAACAGUAACCCAUAGGGCCAAAAUCAUGAAAAUUGCUGCUAAGAAACGAAAUACUGUUCAUGUUACUUUUAGGCCAUCUACUGAGUCUGUUCAGUUUUAUAAUCCACUGGAAAAUAAAGAGGCUCCAUGGAAGAUGAGACUACGGAAGCUCAGUGGCUUUAGCAGUAGUAGCAAUAGCAGUACCAGCAAUACACAGAGCAGCUCAACUAGUGGUACAGACCUUGUAAAACCUGGUGUGUACAGACCUCUAGAUAUGAUUGGUGCAGCAUCCGUUAGCAAAACAGUGAAGGAAUCCACAGAGAUCCCCACCGCCACAUCACAGAAAGAAGGAAUUGCAAGUAACCAGUUAGGGAGUCGCAGUACUCUUAGGUCAUCGAGUCACGAGGCAGGACUACAGCAGGGCUCCCUGGGUGGCGUUUAUAAAACUGUUGUACAUGCUCUUUCGAAGCCGAAGGCAAAUGUUUCCCCACAGAGGCAGAACAGAAUGCCACCAGAGGCUCCACUGAGGGAUCUGUACAGUCAUGUAAUGGGCUAUUUUGGAAGGAAAGCUGCAGUAAGUAAAGAGGACACGAGCCCCAAACUGCCUCCUCUUAAUAGUGAUACUGGUGGCAGCAAUGCCAAUGUUCCUGAUCUAAUGGAUGAGUUCAUAGCAGAACGGCUUCGAAGUGGGAAUACCUCGACAUUGACAAGAAGGGGAAGUAGUCCAGGCAGCCUUGAAAUUCCGAAAGAUCUCCCUGAUAUUCUAAACAAGCAGAGCCAGAUGCGUCCUGUUGAUGACCCAGGUGUACCCUCAGAAUGGACAUCUCCUGCCAGUGCAGGGAGCAGUGAUCUUAUGAGCUCCGAUAGUCAUUCAGAUUCUUUCAGUGCUUUCCAAUGUGAUGGACGAAAAUUUGACAACUUUGGCUUUGGGACUGACAUUGGGAUCCCCUGCUCUGCUGAUGUGGAUUUAGGUUCUGGCCAUCAUCAGAGCACCGAGGAGCAGGAAGUGGCUAGCCUAACAACACUUCAUUUAGAUUCAGAAACAAGCAGCCUUAAUCAGCAAGCCUUCUCUGCUGAAGUUGCAACAGUUACUGGUUCAGAAAGCGCUUCCCCAAUACAUUCAGCUCUGGGAUCCCGGUCACAGACACCUUCCCCAUCUACACUAAAUAUAGAUCACAUGGAACAGAAGGAUCUGCAGCUCGAUGAGAAGCUCCACCACUCCGUUCUGCAGACACCAGAUGAUCUAGAAAUCAGUGAAUUUCCAUCUGAAUGCUGUAGCGUAAUGGCAGGAGGUACUCUCACUGGGUGGCAUGCUGAUGUUGCUACUGUUAUGUGGCGAAGAAUGCUGGGCAUUUUGGGAGAUGUCAAUGCUAUUAUGGAUCCUGAAAUACAUGCUCAAGUUUUUGAUUACCUCUGUGAACUUUGGCAGAAUCUAGCCAAGAUCAGAGAUAAUCUUGGCAUUUCAGCAGAUAACCUGACUUCACCUUCUCCACCUGUUUUGAUUCCUCCAUUAAGAAUUCUUACACCUUGGCUUUUUAAGGCAACCAUGUUGACUGAUAAGUAUAAACAAGGUAAAUUACAUGCAUAUAAACUUAUUUGUAAUACAAUGAAGAGAAGACAAGAUGUAUCUCCAAACAGAGAUUUUUUAACACAUUUCUACAAUAUAAUGCAUUGUGGAUUGCUUCACAUUGAUCAGGACAUUGUCAAUACAAUCAUCAAGCACUGCUCACCUCAGUUUUUUUCACUUGGUUUGCCUGGUGCCACAAUGCUGAUUAUGGAUUUUAUUAUAGCAGCUGGGAGAGUGGCUUCUUCAGCUUUUCUUAAUGCACCAAGAGUGGAAGCACAAGUUCUUCUGGGAUCCUUAGUUUGCUUUCCCAACUUAUACUGUGAACUGCCUGCUCUCCAUCCCAACAUCCCUGAGAUUGCUGUGUCUCAAUUUACAGACGUUAAGGAACUUAUAAUUAAAACUGUACUAAGCUCAGCAAGAGAUGAGCCCUCUGGUCCUGCAAGAUGUGUAGCACUUUGCAGUUUAGGUAUUUGGAUUUGUGAAGAAUUAGUUCAUGAAUCUCAUCAUCCUCAAAUUAAAGAAGCUCUGAAUGUAAUUUGUGUUUCAUUAAAGUUCACGAAUAAAACAGUUGCGCAUGUGGCGUGUCACAUGCUUCACAUGCUGGUUCACUAUGCACCUAGACUGCAGACCUACCAGCCCGACUCGCCCUUGAAAAUUAUUCAGAUCCUAAUAGCUACUGUCACCCACCUUUUGCCAAGUACAGAAGCUUCAUCAUAUGAAAUGGACAAGAGGUUGGUUGUGUCAUUACUUCUUUGCCUUCUGGACUGGAUCAUGGCCUUGCCUUUAAAGACACUACUCCAGCCACUCCAUGCUACAGGAGCAGAAAAUGAUAAGACAGAAAAAUCUGUCCUCAACUGCAUUUAUAAGGUAUUACAUGGGUGUGUAUAUGGAGCACAAUGUUUUAGCAAUCCAAAGUAUUUUCCAAUAAGCCUUUCUGAUUUGGCGUCUGUAGAUUAUGAUCCUUUUAUGCAUUUGGAAAGUCUAAAAGAGCCUGAACCUCUACACUCUCCUGAUUCAGAACGGUCUUCUAAACUCCAACCUGUAACAGAAGUGAAAACUCAAAUGCAACAAGGAUUGAUCUCGAUAGCAGCCCGUACUGUUAUUACCCAUCUGGUGAAUCACUUGGGCCAUUACCCAAUGAGUGGUGGUCCUGCCAUGCUGACCAGUCAGGUCUGUGAAAACCAUGACAAUCAUCACAGUGAGAGUACUGAACUCUCUCCUGAGCUGUUUGAAAGUCCGAACAUUCAGUUCUUUGUGCUGAAUAACACAACCUUGGUGUCUUGUAUCCAGAUAAGAGCAGAAGAGAGUAUGCCUGGAGGAGGGCUAGCCGCUGGCCUUGUGUCAGCCAACUCAAACGUUAGAAUCAUAGUGCGUGACCUCUCUGGAAAGUACUCAUGGGAUUCUGCCAUUCUGUAUGGGCCACCCAUUGUGAGUGGUUUGUCUGAACCUACAUCUUUCAUACUUUCAAUGUCUCACCAAGAGAAACCAGAAGAGCCUCCUACAUCUAAUGAAUGCUUAGAAAACAUGACAGUAAAAGAUGAUCUUUCUCUCCAGCUUAGAAGAUUUAGAGAAACUGUACCAACUUGGUCUACAAUAAGGGAGGAGGAAGAUGCUCUUGACGAGCUCCUGCAGUAUUUAGGCACUACAAGUCCUGAAUGCUUGCAGAGAACUGGGGUCUCCCUCAAUGUUCCUGCUCCACAACCUGUGUGCAUUUCUGAAAAACAGGAGAACGAUGUCAUUAAUGCUAUCCUUAAGCAAUACACGGAAGAAAAGGAGUUUGUGGAGAAGCACUUUAAUGAUUUAAACAUGAAAGCCUCAGAACAAGAUGAGCCAACACCUCAGAAGCCUCAGUCAGCAUUCUAUUACUGCAGAUUGCUUCUUAGUAUAUUGGGAAUGAAUUCCUGGGACAAACGGAGGAGCUUCCAUCUCCUGAAGAAAAAUGAAAAGCUGCUUAGAGAACUUAGGAACUUGGAUUCAAGGCAGUGCCGAGAGACACACAAGAUUGCAGUAUUUUACGUUGCUGAAGGACAAGAAGAUAAAUACUCCAUUCUCACCAAUGUAGGAGGAAGUCAAGCAUAUGAAGAUUUUGUAGCCGGUCUUGGAUGGGAGGUAAAUCUUACCAAUCACUGUGGUUUCAUGGGAGGACUACAAAAGAACAAAAGCACUGGACUGACCACGCCAUACUUUGCUACCUCUACAGUAGAAGUGAUAUUUCAUGUAUCAACAAGAAUGCCUUCUGAUUCUGAUGACUCUCUUACCAAAAAAUUGAGACACCUAGGAAAUGAUGAAGUACACAUUGUUUGGUCAGAACAUACUAGAGACUACAGAAGAGGAAUUAUUCCUACAGAAUUUGGCGAUGUCCUCAUUGUUAUAUAUCCAAUGAAAAACCAUAUGUUCAGUAUCCAGAUCAUGAAAAAACCAGAGGUUCCCUUCUUUGGUCCACUUUUUGAUGGUGCUAUUGUGAAUGGAAAAGUUCUGCCCAUCAUGGUUCGAUCCACAGCAAUAAAUGCUAGCCGUGCUCUGAAAUCACUGAUUCCAUUGUAUCAGAACUUCUAUGAGGAGAGAGCGCGGUACCUGCAAACAAUUGUCCAGCACCAUUUAGAGCCAACUACAUUUGAAGACUUCGCAGCACAGGUUUUCUCUCCAGCUCCCUACCAUCACUCACCUUCUGAUGCAGUUGGAUCCUACCCAGAGAGUCUACCCAGUGACGCUCCCACAGCAGCACAGGUAGAUGGGGCUGACCUGGCCUCUCCAAUGUCUCCUCGAACUAGCAAAAGCCGCAUGUCCAUGAAGCUGCGUCGGUCCUCUGGCUCAGCCAAUAAAUCCUAAGGAGACACACAGCCCAGCAGUGAUCAGCAGUAGCCACCCUGGCACAAACAUAGUGUUAACUCUUUCAGGCCUCAUGUUUGCCACAGCAUUCAUGUUUCUUCCUGUACACUUCUUUGAGAAAACACUGGACUUAAAGCAAUUUGCAACUUGUUAUUUUAAAUUUGGACUAUUUAUUUAGUUCAGGUUUUUUCCCACACUCCAUGCUGUCAUAUUCUGAGGGGAUCGAGUUUUAAUUCAUACUCUUGACCUUCCUAGAUAAUCAUGUCUAAUUAGUGCUACCUUCAAGUUCAUGAUUAAUGUUGAGCCAAAAUAUAAUUGGACAGAUAGUCUUGUGUUAUUUAUUGUGCCUCAUUACAACUUUAUAAUUUAAUAAAUACAUAGUUUUUACAAAUGUAACAAUUUUUGUAGUGCUGGGAGUGGAAGCCAGCAUCCCAAACAUGCUAGGCAAGCACACUGUCCUUCACAGCCCAGUUCUACAAUAUAAAUGACUGUAAGCAUUUAUAAAGCUAGAGCAAAAACUGCACAUGUUCGUUAUGUAGGAUGUGCACAGACUGUUUGUUACAGACAGAAACUUUAAUGGCCAUGCAGCAGCUCAGAUUCCAACUGAAAUUACAUUCAUUAACUUUUUCCUCCCAAGUCAGUGUCUCAUUUCUCGGCAGCGCAGAUGACGACACAACCUCUCGAAUAACUAGGAAAAUCACCACAGGACUUUGAUUUCUUUUAGCUCCCAAACAACUUUGUUCUGCUGUUUGAGGUGGUAUCACUGUUGAGUACCAUUUCUGUUUGGAGGUUGUGGUCCUAUAUCACUGACCAGUUUAUCCUGGUGUGUCUGUGUGCGCUCCAGAGUACCAAAAGAGAAGGUUGUAGAGAGGAGGGUGGAAGACUGUUCUCAUAUAAAUGUUUGCUCAAAUUAUGUGUAUUGUUUAAAAAGUAAGGGAACAUAACCCAGGAGUCUAAGUUAAAUCUAAUAUUUUAGUACUGAACUUGCUGCAGGUGCAGGUUGUUAUGCAUCCCACCUCCAGAAGUAUUUCCUGUACUCAAUAAGCUGCCCCCUUUUGUUUAACAUGGGCAUCUCCUAAGGAAAUGUAGCAUGAUUGAUACCAACUGCAUGUGUAAAUACAUCAUCCUGACAAACCACAGAAUAUAAAUUAUGUAUCAUUCAUGUAGUGUCUACAGAUUUGUAAUGGGAUAAAAAGAUGACAUGGUAUUUAAUAAAACAAAAUAAAAUAUUCUUCACA
This is a messenger RNA of Microtus oregoni (creeping vole), 9396 nucleotides long. It is a transcript of the gene Ralgapa1, whose product is annotated as Ral GTPase activating protein catalytic subunit alpha 1. Bases 398 to 8158 code for a protein of 2586 amino acids. Gene Ontology annotation, biological process: positive regulation of GTPase activity; regulation of small GTPase mediated signal transduction. NCBI's taxonomy places the organism in Eukaryota, Metazoa, Chordata, Mammalia, Rodentia, Cricetidae. The transcript has 42 exons. Gene Ontology annotation, molecular function: GTPase activator activity. Gene Ontology annotation, cellular component: cytoplasm; nucleus. The record is from RefSeq and is a predicted model, not a curated record.